CGGGCGCCAAGGUCCGGCCUAUAAAUCAGCCGAGCCGGCCGCAACUCGGUUUGCGCCGGUGUCUCCUGCAGCGUCUUCCGUCGUCAGCGCAGUCCUCGGGCCCGGACCGACGCACGCACCCCGCGAGUCAUGGCGACCAAGGCCGUGUGCGUGCUGAAGGGCGACGGCCCGGUGCAGGGGAUCAUCCACUUCGAGCAGAAGGCAAACGGGCCCGUUGUGGUAAAGGGACGCAUUACGGGAUUGGUUGAAGGCAAGCACGGAUUCCAUGUCCAUGAGUUUGGCGAUAAUACACAAGGCUGUACCAGUGCAGGUCCUCACUUUAAUCCUCUAUCCAAAAAACAUGGUGGGCCACAGGAUGAAGAGAGGCAUGUUGGAGACCUGGGCAAUGUGACUGCUGGUGCAGACGGCGUGGCCAAUGUAUCCAUCGAGGACUCUCUGAUCUCACUCUCCGGAGCAAAUUCCAUCAUUGGCCGCACAAUGGUGGUCCAUGAAAAACCAGAUGACCUGGGCAAGGGUGGAAAUGAAGAAAGUACAAAGACGGGAAAUGCUGGAAGUCGGCUGGCUUGCGGCGUGAUUGGGAUUGCCCAGUAAACAUUCCCUGCUGUGUGCUCCAGUCCUGCUCACUCGUGUCAUCCUGCUAGCUGUAGAGAAACAUUAAACACUGUAAUAUUAAGUGUAAUUUGUGUCUUUUUCUUAAUUGCUUAAAAUACUUCUGUAAUGAGAACUGAUUCAUGUUCCUUUGGAAGAAUUGUAUGGUUUUAUAAAGCUCAUUCAAUUAAAAUGUCUGUUUCAGUGAUUUCUGUAUGUUGCCAGAUUUGAUCAUCUGUAGAUAGUAAAUUUCCUGUCUGAAAUUCUUCAAUACUCAUUCAAGCCUGCAAACACCUUGUGUGGCACUUUGAACCUAUUAAAGUAUCCAAACCAAAA
Messenger RNA from Cavia porcellus (domestic guinea pig), 924 nucleotides. It is a transcript of the gene Sod1, whose product is annotated as superoxide dismutase 1. The transcript has 5 exons. The record is from RefSeq and is a predicted model, not a curated record. NCBI's taxonomy places the organism in Eukaryota, Metazoa, Chordata, Mammalia, Rodentia, Caviidae. Gene Ontology annotation, cellular component: cytosol; nucleus; peroxisome. Bases 130 to 591 code for a protein of 153 amino acids. Gene Ontology annotation, biological process: superoxide metabolic process. Gene Ontology annotation, molecular function: copper ion binding.